AUGGGAACCAUUAAGAGGUGCCGGGAUAAGCGCCAGAGCCGCAUCGACUUAUUUGCCUGCAUCUGUGAGAAAGGCAUUUUUAAAUAUUUCUGCUUUUCCUCUUCUGCCACACUCUUCCCCCCUCCCCUUCCCCCCGCUCUACCUUCCCGCCCCUUCUCCCCCCCUCCACCUCCCCACUCCUCCCCGUCCCCGCCUUUCCUUUUCCCGCCCUCAACCUCCCUUCCCAUCGGCGUUUCCGUUGCUUGCUCUCCUUGCGCAUGGUCCAUCCGUUGCAGAUCGGCGGAGGCGCAGCGCACCUUCCCCGUGCGCACCGCAGAUUCCACCGCGAGGGUGGCGGCAUGCGAGAAGAGAGGCGACUUGCGUCGCCGCGUAUGCUCGUCCGGGGAACUCGCGGCGUUCGUGCGAUCUCUCAACGCGCAGACAGGCGGGACGGUCCCCUCGCAGCUAGUUACCAGCAGCAGCAGCGGCAGCGGAGGAACAAGCGAUGAUGGCGGGAUCUGGGGCGGGAGUAUCGAGGAUAGCCUGCUAGACCCCGUCAACUGCAAUAGCUCCUCGCCGCUGUUAGGAUGCCUCCCGGGCUUCGCUAGCCCCAUCGCUGCGCCUCCCCUUAACUCUACCUCCGCUAAAUCCCCGCGCUCCGCGUUCCCCGCUGUCCCCCCUUCCGCCUCCGCGGGGUCGUUCUCGUCCCCACUGGCGUGGAUUUUCGCGUACGAGUCCGGGUCCGCCGCACUCGCCCGCCACGAGCUUCCGCCAGCGCCCCCGCGCGAGGACCCGCCGUCCGCCUGCUGCGCGGGGUUCUUCUGCCCCGCGGGUCUUGCGUGCAUGAUACCAUGUCCCGCGGGGUCGUUCUGCCCGUCGCCGGUGACGCCUCAAGGCUUCUCCUGCACCCCGUACUCCUACCCGCCAGUGCUGCGCUCCACCACGCGCAUGAGCCGCCCGCUGUGCGGGGGAGCGGACCAGUGGGGCGCAGUGCCCGCGCACCCCGUGGGGAGCAGCCCCUCCUUGCGCGCCUUCAACGGCUCCUCGCUCCCCUUCUCUGCUGCGUCCUCUGCUUCCUCGUCUGCUGUGUCUUCUGCUGCGGCGGCGGCUGCUGCUGCUGCGUCGUCCUACUCGUCGUGGCUGCCUGUGCUGGCGUGCCCCGAGGGGUACUUCUGCCCUGAUGCGGCCAGUAUUAAGCCGUGCCCGCCCGGAAACCGUUCUGCUACUCUGAUCCCCACUCCUCCCGCUGCUGUCUUCCGUCCCAACCAACCCCCUUCCUUCCCUCCCCCUCCUCUGUGCGCCACCUCACCGUACACGCGUCACCAUGGGCAGUCAGAUGCAGUUGCCGGAUCAGUUCGUCCUGACCCUCUGUCUCACUCGCUUCUCCUCCCCCCGUGCUUCCUCCUCUCCGUGCGCCCCCUUGAGCGGGCGCGCAGAGCAGCGGCGGAGGCGCGUUCCCCCCACUGCCUGCUGCCCUCCCCCCGCUUCCACGGCAGGGGGGUGGCGGGCAGGGGCAGGGGGGGCGCGGGGAAGCGGUGCGGGGACUGGGGAGAGGGGAGGGGCUGGGGGAGAAUUGGUGCAGGCGGGGGAGGGGCAGGCGGGGAGGUGAGGGGUUGUUGUGACUCUGCUGGUGGUGAGGGGGGAGUUGGUUCUGGUGCGGUGGGAGUGGGUGCAGUGUGGUGGAGGCGGGUGGUGGCGCUGGUUGGAGCGCCUGUGAGGAGGGUGUGUGGGGCGAAGCUUGCGUUCCUGGGGUGCCGUGUUCACCACGCGUUCGUGCCGCUGUCGCACCCGGAUUUGCUGGAGUCGCGCGCGUCUUCCCGCACCUCCUUCUCCUUCACGGAAUGCCAACCCGCAUGCGCGUCCCUCCACUCCACUCCCCCCGUCCACCGCGCGCACCCCCCGCACUCCGCCCUCCCCGCGCGCGCCAGCCACGCGGGCGCGGGGAAGGCGGACGAGGGGGAGCGCGCGGAGGAAGGGGAACGGCCGUACGUGGGCAUCGCGGGGGGCGGCGGAGAGGGGGGAGGAGAGCGGGGAGCGGGGGGUGCGGAGGUUACGGUGGUGGUGGGGAUGCAAGGGGGAUUGCUGGGGGAGGGCGGAGGGGAGGCGGUAGCGGUGGAUAUGGCUGGAUGCGGGGCGGAAGGGGCGGAAAGGGCGGCAGGGACGGAAAGUGCAGAGGCCAUGAGAGGAGAGACAGGCGACGCAGCGCCAGUGAGGGGAUUGGAGUUGCCGGGAUCAGUGGAGAGUGGCAGGGAGGUGCUAGCAGGGGGGCUGGAUCAGCUAACGAGGGCUGCAGGUUGUACGGACUCGUUAUUACUGGACCCGUUUGCACCUGCUCCCGCCGCUGCCCCUGCAGCUGUCCAUGUCCCUGUGUGUGCAGCAGCAGCAGCAGCAGCAGCAGCAGCUGACCUGGCAGCCCUUGAAGCAGCGGUGUCGCCAUUCCCCCUCCCCACCGCAACCCCUUUCUCUCCCACCACCCCUAGUCAGCCCGCCACCUUUCCCCCAUACGCUCUUGCCUCCGCCCCUCCCGCCGUUUCCUUCCCCUCCCCCGGGGGGGACAUUCAGGCGCACGGGGCGGAAGGCGGAGUAGGGGGAGAUGCGGGGGAAGGAUCGAGCGGGGCGGAGUGGGACAAGGCGGAGGGCGGAGAGCAGGCGGAGGAGGGCUCGUGGGCGCACGGGGGAGGGCUAGGCGCGCACAGCCUCCCUCUCCGCUUUCCCGGAUUAGAGGCGGCCUUUGCGUCCGCGUCGUCCGCGCCGAGUCCCGACGAAUUUCUCCGCCUGGUCGAGUUUCAGAACAACAUGAUGGGGAGUUCCGCGCACGAACUCCGCGCAGGCGCGCGCGGAAGCGGAUGGGGGGGCGCCGCCGGCGGCGGAGUGGCGGGAGAGGGCGCCGGAGGAAGGUACGGGGGCGGGGGCGGGAGGAGAGGCGGGGGAAACGGAGGGUUUGGAGGCGGAGGGGGAGGGGGUGGCGGGGGGCCGGGCGGAGGAGGGGAGGAGAAGCGGGCGGUGGGGUGGGACGCGGGGGUAAGCGGAGGGGAGGACGACGGAUGGGACGGCGCUGGGGCGAGGAAGGGGCGCAGGUGGAAAGGGGGGAGCGCGGGGGGGGAGAGUGAGGAGCGGGGCAGGCGGGUGGCGUGCCUGCAGAGCGCGUACGCGCAGCUGGAGGCGGAGAAGCGGCGGGGCGCGGGGGGAGGCGCGGAGCCGGGGUCCCUAGAAGAGCUGUUUAACGAGGCAGUUAGCUGCGGUGCCAGUGGACUGCUGCAGGGUCAAAUGAGGCGCAUGCUACGAGUUGACCUGGUCAACGUCUCCAUUGCCAUGCCCGCCUCCCUGCCCGCUUCCCACCCCCGCUCCCUCUCCUCUUCCCCCUCUGCCUCCGCCUCAUCUGCCCCCUCCGCGGCUGCUCGUGCCUCGCGCCAUUCCUCCAUCGCUGCCCCGCUGGCGGUGACGUGUGUGGAUGCGAAGCUGCACCCGGGGCGAGUGACGUCUGUGCUGGGUCCCACGGCCGGCAGGAGCGCGCUGCUGCAGGUGCUCUCAGGGCAGCAGAGCAGCAGUGUGGUGGUGGGAGGGCACAUAGCAGUGGAGGGCACGCCAGCAGCCAUGGCGUCGUACCGCGCGCUCAUAGGCUAUGUGUGUGCGGGCUCGCCGCUGCCCUGCCCGUUCCUCACGGUCGACGAGUACCUCUCCUUGCACGCACACAUGCGGUUGCCUGCAAGCAUGGCGCCGAGUGAGAGGCGGCUGAUCAUAGAGCGAACGCUCAUGGGCCUUGGUCUCGACCCCUGCCGCCACUGCCUCCUCGGCCCCCCUCCCCCUCCCGCCUGCACCUCCGCUUCCCCCGCGUCCCUGCCUCUCUUUGGGUCGGGCUUCGGCAUGGGGGAUAGUGGUGGUUGCAGCAGGAGAGGGUGGGGAGGGGGAGGAGCGGCAGCGGCAGCUGCUGCUGUCGGUGCGAAGUGGGGGGGAGUGGGGAGGGCAAGGGAGAGGGAGGAAGGGUUGGGUGGGGAUCAUAUGGUUGAUCUGCUAGCGGAUGGGAGAGGCGGGGUGCGAGGGGUGGGGGAGCAGCAGCAGUGGCAGGUGGCGGGAUGGGGGUUGACAGGAGAGCAGAGGCAGCUGGUGCUGGUGGCCGCUGAAUUGGUAUCAGAGCCGUCGCUCCUGCUGCUAGAUGAGCCAUUUGAUACGUUGAGUGAAGAGGUCACACGCACGCUCGUGCGCGUGCUGCUGCAGGAAGCGUCGAGAGGAGCGGCGGUAGCCGUAGCUGCGGCUCGGCCGAGCUUCAAGACGUUCCAGUCUUUUCACGACGCGAUUCUGCUCACUGCUGCUGGUGCUACUGCGUUUCACGGAUGCGUGGACAACGUACAGAGCCAUUUUGAAGGUUUGGGGUUCCUGCUUCCGGAUCGGGCCGACCCUGUGGAUUACUAUUUGGAUGUGCUGCGAGGCUCGGAGAAGUCCGAUGCUCUGCCGAACCUCACGCCGGCUGGCUUGGCGCUGGUGUGGCAGGAGAGGUCCAGGACGGGCCGUGGGAAGGAGGGCGGGGAGGGGGGAGAGAGGGAGUGGGGAUCGGAGGAGGGGCGGGGAGAGGGGGAGGAUGGGGAGGUGGUGGUGGGGAUGGGGGAUGGGGAGGGCGAGGGAGAGGAGGAUGAUGAGGGGGACGAGGGGGGAAUGGGAGGGGAGGAGGAGGAUGAUUCAGACAAUGGGGAACUCGGUAGAGGGGGUUAUGAUGGUGGUGGUGCUGGUGGUGGUCGUGGUGGUGGUGGUGGUGGUGGGGUGGGGGGAAGGGGUUUCAUUCUUAGUCCGGCGUGGGAUAGGCUGGGAGGAAGGACAGAGCGAAGGGGGUUCGGAGGAGGAGGAGGGGGAGGAACGGGAGGGAGAGCAGUGGACCUGUGGCGGCGAGUGGGGAGUGGAAGCAGCAGCAGGAGAGUAAGGCGGAGGAACAGUGGGAGCAGCGGGGGACGGAGGCAUUUAUCAGGGCUGCUGUCAGCUGGGAGAGGUGUGUACACACGAGGGUCUGAUGACCCGUAUUGGGCAGAGAGGGAGGAGAAGGAGAGGGACCAGAGAGGUGCUGCGACGGUGGCAGUGGCUGUGGCUGCAGGGGGAGGGAGCGGGUUUGGGCGAGGGGGAGGAGGCGGAGGGAGGGAUGGGUUGGGGGGGAAGCGGGCGCUGAAGAGUGCGCCGCUGCUGCUGGUGAAUGGGCUUGGCGGGGCGAGAGUGGGGGGGCAAGGGGGAGGCGGGUUCGGGGGGGAGAGUGAAGGGCGGCUGUCUAGUAACGCCUUGCAGCAACAGCAGCAUGAGGGGGAGAUGGGGGACGAGGAGGAGAGGAUGGAGGUAGGGGCAGUAGGUGUGUCUGUACCUGGUGAUUGUGGCGAUGGGAGUUGCUGUGAAGGAGAUGAGAGAGGAGGAGGAGGAGGAGGAGGAGGAGGAGGAGGGGGGUAUGAGGGGGAGGGAGUUGGCAGUGUGGGGAGGUCAGAGAGCAUGGAGGAGGAGGAGGAGGAACUUAGGGAGAGUAGUUACUCCCACACGCAGUCUCGCGCGUGGUCCUCCUCCCACACUCACUCUCGCACGAUCUCUCGCACGACGUCUCGCACUCCCUCGCAGGCACCCUCGCAGGCACCCUCUUACACCCCGUCGCGCGCAUCCUCUCGCUCCGCCCGCGCACGCUCGCACACUCGCUCCCGCUCCGCCACGGGACUAACCAACCUGUUGGGUGGCAUUCCCUUAGAGUUCUUUUUAGAUAGCAAUAACAACCAUAACAUCCAGAGCAACGCCAGUGCCAAGGAUAAGGCGGGUGAGCUGAAGGGGAGAGACAGGGACGGGAAGGAGGACGCAGGGGGGAAGGAGGAAGGGGUGGGGAGACGGGGUGGGCCGCGCGGGGUGCUGGGGAGCGUUGGGAUGGUGGUGGGGGAGGUGGUGAGGGAGGGGAUGGAGGAGGUGCGGUGGCAGGCGGUGGUGCAAUGGGAGAGGGCGAGGGCGCUGUUGUCGUGGCGACGGGGGAAGGAUCUGUCAGACCGAACGAGGAGGGGAGCAGGCCGGCAGUUUGGAGCGGUGCUGGGCAGGAGUGUGAGGGAGCACUCCCGUGCUGCGCCCUUCAUCCUCUCAGCUCUCCUCCUCGCGCUCACUGCCAUCCUCGCCCUCGCUGCACUCUGGUCGCUGCUGCUCACCUCGCUCCCCUCGCCCUCCGCCCUCCUCCAACCCACCGCCGACCUCUGCCUUGUUCUUGUGCUCUCCUCCGUGCUUGUGCCACUCGCCUCGCCCCUACUCGCCAUCACAAGCAUAGCACCCAUCGCCUCCUCUCUCAACAUCCCCCCCAUCCUCCCCUUCCUCGCUGCUGACCUCCUCUCCACCCUCCUCCUCGCCCUCCUCCCGCUGCUGCUCCUCCCGCCUCUCCUGCUCUUCUUCCCCUUCUCCGCUAUCCUCGCCUCCUUUGGCCCCUCGCUUGCGGUGGCCCUCUGCCUCGUGCUGUGCUCCUCGGGCCUGCACACGUUUCUUCUCAGCUUCCUCUCCCGCCGCAGAGCAGCAAUGGUCGCCCUGGUGCUGUGCCUAGCAGCGUACUUUGCGACGCUGGUGCCGGUGGCGCCGGCAGCGCGCAGUGGGGGAGUGAGGGCGUGGCUGCAGUGGCUCAGCUUCCUGCAGUGGGCCGUCAAGGGGCUGCUGGCAGGGGCCGUCAGCAACCAGUUCACAGGAGUGUGGUUGCCGGUGCGAUGUGCGUUCACAUCAGCCAUGCAGUGGAGCGUGGUGGGGUCAUGGCAGUCUGCUGCUGCUGCUCUCGCACUCGCUGCUGCGCUGCUGCGACUGAUGGGUUAUGCCAUUGUUACUGCUAGAGGAGCCUGGGGGCCUGGGCCUGAUCAAUUUGCGUGA
Molecule: messenger RNA, 6822 nt
Organism: Closterium sp. Naga37s-1
Lineage: Eukaryota; Viridiplantae; Streptophyta; Zygnematophyceae; Desmidiales; Closteriaceae
Source: the annotation of a GenBank genome assembly